AUGUCCGUAGUACUUGCAGAUCCGUCCCUACCAAUAAAAACGAGCUCAAAUCACAUGUUCGGCUGCGGGAACCAUACAAUGGACUUGACAUCCUUCUUUCGUGCCAGCGCGACAGGCGAGAUCAAGCAGGGAGUAGAACCUUUCGAAAUGACUUUGAGUUGGCUAUGUGUCGAGCUGUUGCCAUUAAAAUAA
Serpula lacrymans var. lacrymans S7.9 is the source of this 192-nucleotide messenger RNA. RefSeq lists its product as uncharacterized. Bases 1 to 192 code for a protein of 63 amino acids. The transcript is spliced from 2 exons. NCBI's taxonomy places the organism in Eukaryota, Fungi, Basidiomycota, Agaricomycetes, Boletales, Serpulaceae. The record is from RefSeq and is a predicted model, not a curated record.